AUGCUUUGGCGCUGGGAGUAUCUUAUCUUGGGCAUUCUGCUCUUGGCGGAGAUCACCCAACUGGGUGAAGCUGCCAUUAAUCCGAGGAGAAACAGGCGGUUGAGAAGUGCGAAUGGAACCAACUUGUCGAGCAGGAGAAAGCAAUCCGGAAACAGGAACACUCGUAACCAAACUUCUGGCAGAAAACUCGCUGCCAAGAGCGUCAAUCGAAGCAGGAAGUCCGCGACUCCGGCCAAAAUCGAAUCCAAGAUUAUAGGUGGCACAAGCACCACUAUUUCCACGACUCCCUACAUUGUGCAGGUGCGACGGGGAGAGAAUCUAUGUGGGGGAUCCCUGAUCACGGAACGGUGGGUCCUAACUGCAGCCCAUUGCGUUAAGGGAUACAGUGCCUCCAAUUUUAAGGUGCGCGGUGGAACCACCACUUUGGACGGCAGCGACGGCACCGUUCGCUCCGUGGACUCUGUCCACGUGGCGCCCAAGUUCACCUCAAGGAGUUACAACAUGGAUGCGGCGCUGCUCAAGCUGAACGCGUCCCUGACUGGAACCAAUAUCGGAACCAUUUCCAUGGGUAACUACCGACCCAGAGCGGGAUCGCAGGUGCGCAUUGCGGGAUGGGGCGUAACUUCGGAAGGUGCCUCAUCAGCCUCCAAAACCCUGAAGGCCACUUAUAUUCGAGUGAACAAGCAGAGAAAGUGCCAAAGGGAUUACCGCUCCAAGGCCACCAUCACAAAGUUUAUGUUUUGUGGCCGCGCAGCUGGCAAGGAUUCAUGCAGCGGAGAUUCAGGAGGUCCUGUUACCAGGAACAACACCCUGCUGGGCAUCGUAUCGUUCGGCUAUGGAUGUGGCAGAGCCAAUUACCCCGGUGUGUACACAGCCGUGUCCUCGAUCCGCACGUGGGCCAACAACGUUAUGGCCAGCAAUUAGGGAUCGCUAGUCU
Messenger RNA from Drosophila ficusphila, 937 nucleotides. Its product is annotated as trypsin. The record is from RefSeq and is a predicted model, not a curated record. Gene Ontology annotation, biological process: proteolysis. NCBI's taxonomy places the organism in Eukaryota, Metazoa, Arthropoda, Insecta, Diptera, Drosophilidae. Gene Ontology annotation, molecular function: serine-type endopeptidase activity. Bases 1 to 924 code for a protein of 307 amino acids. The transcript has a single exon.